CGCCCCCGGCGCGGCCCCGCCGCCUCCCUCCGCUCCCCUCGGCUCGGCUCGGCUCGGUCCCCGCCCGGCGCGGCGCGGAGCUCGGCGGGGCGGCGGCGCGAUGCGGCGGGCGCGGUACGUGAGUGCCCAGCAGCUGGCCGGCUUCCGCCACUACACGUACAGCGCUGUGGAUACAAACCCUUUAUCUGUGUAUGUUAUGCAGCCCAUCUGGGACAAAAUUAUUAAGAUAGUGCCUUUGUGGAUUGCUCCCAAUGUGUUAACAUUCUCUGGAUUUGUGAUGAUUUUAGUUAAUUAUUUUCUAAUAUCUUUUUAUGACUGGGACUACACUGCCUCAGGUACCAGUCCUGGACUUGUUCCAACCUGGGUGUGGCUGUUUAGUUCUUUUACCACCUUUUGUGCUUAUACUUUAGACUCCAUAGAUGGGAAACACGCUCGAAGGACUCAGUCCAGUAGUCCUCUGGGAGAGUUAUUUGACCAUGGACUGGAUAGCUGGGCUACCUCCAUUUUCGUGCUUUCUUUUUUUUCUGUCUGUUCCCGUGACAAUGGGAAGUCUGGAGUUUCUGUAUAUACAAUGUAUAUAUAUUUAAGCAUUGUCUUGUUUAACUUUAUGUGUUCACACUGGGAAAAAUAUAACACAGGAGUUCUUUUUCUUCCUUGGGGAUACGAUCUAAGCCAAGUGGUAUUAAUAGCAGCAUACCUGCUGACUGGUGCUGUUGGUGUGGAAAUUUGGCACAAGCCUUUCCUGUUUGGUUAUUACAUUACAGAUGUAUUAGUAAUCUUGCUAAUAGGCUUCAGUUUAUUUCUUUCAUUUCCACAAACACUAUACAACAUUCACAGAGCACAUUUAAAGAAAACACUGAAGAAUGGUUCUUUGUAUGAAGGACUUCUACCUCUUGUGUCACCUCUGUUGCUGUUCAUUCUUCUUACAGUCUGGGUGGUUUUAUCGCCAGGCAACAUAUUAGCAAAGCAACCAAGAUUGUUUUUGUGGAUGGUUGGGGUUGCUUUCUCAAAUGUUAUUUGCAAAGUGAUAAUCUGCCAGAUGAGCAGCACCAGGCCCGAACUUUUCCACUGGAUCCUCUUUCCGUUGGCUCUCGUGGUCUACGCGGACAUCUCCGGGCUCCUGGGCUGGACAGAAGAAAUAGUGCUUGGUGUCUUUGCCGUGUCCGCCACGGUCGCCCACGUGCACUACGGCGUUUGUGUGGGGAGGCAGCUGAGCGAACACUUCAACAUUUACAUCUUUUCGUUGAAGAAACGUGUCCAGGAAUGAACACUUGCACUGUGAUCAGAUUGUAACACUUAACAUGGAGAUUCACAGCUCUUUUCCUGUGAUAAAUAGUGGAAUUAAUCUAAUUAAAAUAACCAAAGAACAGAACGGGCCAGAUAUUCAAGCCACUGCAACAAAGAGCGAAGCAGGAAGAUGCUCCAUCUCAGAGAAGAUUCCUGUCCAGCAGUGACGUGUUCACAGAGUGGUUCAGUUGCUAAUAUUAUUUAUUCUCUUCACUAAUGCCAUGUAAUACCUGCUCCGAAGCUUUUGUCUUCCUCCUUGCCACUGUCUCUGAAGUCCUGGAUCAGUCCAGCCUGGGUUACAUGGGAUCUUUCAUGUUUUAUAACCAGUACUGGUUUUGUCCAGUCUCUUCGCCAGUGGGACCUCUGACAACGCACGGUCUCUGUAUGUCCUUCCCCUUCACACCUCUGUGCCGGCUCCGGUUUCUGUAUUUAUUGCCUCACAUCUCGUUUCUUCCAUACAGCCUCCGGAGGGGCUUUUCUGCACCUCAAAUGAAUGCAUGAAGAAAAGUGAACCAGAUCAGAAAUCCAUGGGCACAGCAAAGUGUUUUCCAGACCUGCAGUCCCCCUGGCCCGUAUGUAGCUGAGUGUGAGCUGACCCAAACCUGUCCGAGCAGGCUGCAGGCAGCAGGCAGUUGCCUUUAUAGUUAUUUUCUAUGCAGUAACAGCACAGUGUUGAUAUUUAAGUACCAACAAACCUUUGAAGAUUCUCACAUUUGCUGUAGAACUAGUGGCUGACUGACAAGCCAGCACACAGCUUUCUAAACCAAGAAGCAAGGGGUGGGAGAUGGGCUGGAUAUGUACGUCUCAUCUACCAGUGCAAAAUGCUAAGCAAAGAAUUAUUGCUUGCAUUCUUGAAUCAAAUUCUUGUGAUUUUAGAUCAUGACUAAAUAAAAUUGAGAUGAGUUUUUAACACUAGAAGUUUAUAUGCAGAUGUAAACUGCUGCCUUUGUAUAUAAUGUACGUAGGUUUUCUGUGUGCCUUGGAGGAAGGACUAGGACUUUGAGUUUCGACUCUUUUCAUAUGCUGCCCUAGCCAAAGGGACUCUGUGGCCUUGAAGCACUAAUGAAACAAUCUGUCCGCUUCCCCCCGGAAAACAUUAUGCUGUAUAUCUUGCACAGAGGAUUGUAAUUGACUGACUGGCGUUUUUAUUAUAUAGUUAAGUAGCUCACUUGCCAGAAGCAGGGCAGAAGCACAGUUGUUUAGCCACUCAGUUGUUUAGCCACUAAGCCUUAAGUUCACCUUUUUUAAUUCUGAAACUAUUUAUCUGGCUUUAACCCUUGCCUGUGCCUAUUUUCACCCGGUUAACAUAUUCUUACAUCAGUACUGCUUAUUAGUAUUUUCAGAUGAGCACCAACUAGUUACAUCUCCCACAUGCAUAUUAUGUGAACUGCUUCAAUUUCAGCUUGUGUGGCCAGUUACAGUAGCUGACCUGACAGGUUUUUCAAACCUACCAAAAAGUUAGUAGAGUAGGUUUCCUCUGGCAGCUAAUUUAACAUAUAUGGUAGGAGACAAGUCUGCAUAUCAGGUGAUAGGAGGAAUAAGAGUUUCAUAUAGGCACUGUGGAGAACAGACAAGGCACUGUUUACUCCAAAGGCCUGCUGAAGAGGGGAAGGUAUCACUGUUCACAGAUGGGGAGUGGGACCGGGCAUAGGCUGGGUAGUCUCUCCCUUGCUGUGGACACACACCCCAGCUUGUGCAGGAUAUGGUAACAAUGCCUUUGUCACCACCUCCGCUAUUAUCUGCUACCAACCCCUUGCGGCCUAAACUAAUGUCAAGAGCCUGACCCACACCAAAGCUGCCUCAUAGAUCAAGUGAAAAGGGGAAUUAAUAUCUACAACUACUUGCAGAUCAGGCAUGAGAACCCAUGAUGGGGGGGCCUCCACUAUUUAGUUCUCUAAAUCUGAAGGGUGGAAACCUUUGUCACAAGUUUUCAUUAAUUUCUUUUCCCUUCCUUUUUGAAAACCCAGUCAGCUGGUUGAGCCCAGAGGAGUGUGUCAGAGUGACAUAGGUUCUGGCUACUGAUAAGGAUGCCAAGAAACCUAAUCACAAUAGACAUGCGCCUUAGAAGCAUAUAAAAUGUGAUAGUAACAACAGCUCUUUGGAGCUCCCUCUCAGCUGGUCUGGGACCCCCCCCCCCCCUUAUUGCGUCCUGCACACUUGAGACCCUCGCCCGACAUGGAACAGGUCGUAUUACCCCUGCUUGCUCUGUAUGUAGUGUAGUGUGUUAUUUUUACCCUGUUAAAUACGGAACUUGCUAUAUUGUUUAAACUCUCUUGCUUAAGGAUACUGGUGUACUUAAUAUCUGAAACCUGAUAACCGCCUGGCUGUUUGGUCAGUGAAGCGUUAACAGAAAAAAAUACAAGUCACCCCGCUGGCCACGAGCAGUGUUCGUGACAGGCAUGCACUCAGCAAUCUCACUGUUGGAUGAAGUUCAAUAUUGAGAUGCCAGAUAUACUGGAACAAAAGUCUCACCUAUUUCAGCCAUUUAUUUUUAACCCAUUCAUCAAAGCACCUGGAGGAAGCCCUGAGGAGAAAAGAAUUGGAAUGCAAUAAACAAAAAUGCCUCUGGAUGAAAAGCAGUUGUAUGGAAGAACUCCUUGGGAAGGCUUUCCCUCUACUGUCCAUUUAUUUAUAAAACGGUUGGAAAUCAGGGACACAGAGGCGGCCCAAUUUGAUGCACUGUGAUGGAAUACUUUGCAAAUACUUCAUCAAAUGAAAUUAUAAAACUCAAACAGCCACUGGCUAUCUGCACAUACUAUACUUAUACUUAGAAAGGUUAUCAAUUUUAAAAGAAAUUAAGCUCUGAUCAGCUUUUUCAUAUUCUGCAUAGUCAUGGCAGAUAACUUUUUUUUCCUUUUUUAAAACUACUUGUCACUACAAGUUGUAUAAAGACAAGUAUAACCAUAGAUGAUGUCAUGCAGUGUAUAUAUUGAAUUGUUUGCCAUUGUAGAGGAUAACUGGCUUAACAAAAGGAAAUAAAGAUGCUUUGGUCA
Messenger RNA from Dromaius novaehollandiae (emu), 4280 nucleotides. Its product is annotated as ethanolaminephosphotransferase 1-like. NCBI's taxonomy places the organism in Eukaryota, Metazoa, Chordata, Aves, Casuariiformes, Dromaiidae. The record is from RefSeq and is a predicted model, not a curated record. The coding region runs from base 101 to 1267 and encodes 388 amino acids. Gene Ontology annotation, cellular component: Golgi apparatus; endoplasmic reticulum membrane. Gene Ontology annotation, biological process: phosphatidylethanolamine biosynthetic process. Gene Ontology annotation, molecular function: ethanolaminephosphotransferase activity. The transcript is spliced from 10 exons.